Molecule: messenger RNA, 1850 nt
Organism: Archocentrus centrarchus (flier cichlid)
Lineage: Eukaryota; Metazoa; Chordata; Actinopteri; Cichliformes; Cichlidae
Product: F-box only protein 15-like
Exons: 10
Coding region: 21-1574 (517 amino acids)
Cellular component (GO): SCF ubiquitin ligase complex
Molecular function (GO): protein binding
Source: RefSeq, a predicted model, not a curated record
CGGCAGCUUCAAACGGACCGAUGAUGGCGGAGGGCAGAGGGGAGUUUUUCCGCAUUUUGCUGCAGGGUUUGCGGGAGAAGCCCGACCGGUCAGGUUCGGUACGGCGGGACCGCGGUGGACAACGUGCGCGACCGCGGGGACGGACCCGAAGACAGGCCGGCGGCAGGAGGAGCAGGGGGAGGAGGCAGCCGAGGGCAGAACCGAGGCCAUGUGGCGGGAAUGAGCACCGCUGUCCAGAAGCACGAACAGACAAAAAGAAGGCAGAUAUUCCCAAAGCGACCUCCUCGGUUUCCAAGGAAAACUUUCUGGAAAGGUUACCGUCUGAGGUUCUGUUCAAGAUCCUGUCGUACCUGGACGCGUCCUCGCUCUUCUGCAUUUGCCACGUCAGCAAGCUCUUCCACCAGCUCGCCAACGAUGACAUCAUGUGGCACAGGAUCUACAUGUCAGAGUUCGGGUGGAAGCUGAAGUGGCCUGACGACGUGGGGGUGAAGGAGGAGCUGGCGAAGGAUCGAUCGACGGGCCGCUGGAAAAGGAUGUACUUCCAGAUGAUGACUGGGCAGGAGAUGAACAAGUGGAGAAGGGAGCUGAGAGACAUCAACGUGUACACCGGCCUGCCCCGGCAGACCGAGUGGGUUCUCAGGAGGCUGAAUGUGAGCUGGGAGCUGACGCUGCACACUCAGUCGGGUUGGGAGGUCACGCUGGAGCAGAGUCGAGCGUACUUCUUCGAGUCCUCCACGACCGUCCGCUGGAGCGGUGGCGGCUUCCCAUCCUACCAUCACAUCAGCAGCAUCCAGGUGCACGGAGUCAGGAAGGGGAAGGCCAAGGAGCCAGUCUGGCGCUCUCUGAUUUUAGAUCUGGACGUGAAGACUCAUCUGUGUCGGUUCAUGGGUAAAGACAGACAGAUGAAGCUCAUGUACCUGCCGCCAGGCGUCAUCGUCGGCAUCCAGAGGGGUCGGAGCAAUGUGGCCUUCAUCAUGAUCAGCCUGCACUUCCACAAGCUGGUGGAGAAGAGUCUGCUGGGAUCUCCAGUCUGCCUGUACUCUGAACCUGUGGACACGCCCCCUGCGGACGACUCGGACCCUGUUUUUGGUCUUCACAGCUACAGUCUGCACUUCGUCCUGCACAACACCGACACUGAGAUCAUGUCGGGACACUUCGGCCAGCUCUCCUGUGGCACAGGUCAGAGGCAGUGUGGACUGGUGGAGCUGAAGGUCAUCAACAGGACCAACAUGUCCCAGCACAGAUUGCUGUCUGGAAGCAUCGAGCUGCCCUGGAAGAGCGAGGAGCUGGAGGGCUCAGUGGAGAACUGCUGCAUCAUGACGCUGACGCUGCUCGACGAGUUCCAGAAACCCUUCUGGUGCGUCAGCUCCCCCGUCUCCAUCUCCAUGGUGAAGUCGCAGUCCUGCGACUACAGCGGCGACAACUUUCUGACGGUUUACAGCAGCUCUGAGGGUCAGGUGAAGAUGAAGCUGGUGUGGUUGAAGGAGCAGCAGCAGUUCUUCCUCAUCAGCCUCACGCUCUACGUCUCCAUCCGCAAAGUCAACAAGCACUUCAGCACCAAGUACGGAAGCUGACCUGGUCCAUUCGGGUUUUACAAGGAGAAGAAACGAGAAUCUGCUUCACGUGUUUGAGAAGGUUUUUUUAUCAGUUAAAAGAUGAACGCUUGAAUUCUAAUUUAAUAGAACGUUCAUGUAACACAGACGGUAUUCAGUGUUUUUUCCAUUAUGCUCUUUGGUUUGAAUCACAAACACAAGCAUUUCAUGUGUGUCAUAAGCUGUUCAUCUAUUUUAUUUUCAGUGCUGAUCAAUUCAUUUUUCAUGGUUGGGAAGCAGGUUGCAAAUUAAACAUGA